This is a messenger RNA of Patiria miniata (bat star), 1800 nucleotides long. RefSeq names its product nitric oxide synthase-interacting protein-like (gene nosip). Gene Ontology annotation, molecular function: ubiquitin protein ligase activity. The transcript has 8 exons. Gene Ontology annotation, cellular component: nucleus. The record is from RefSeq and is a predicted model, not a curated record. The coding region runs from base 131 to 1087 and encodes 318 amino acids. NCBI's taxonomy places the organism in Eukaryota, Metazoa, Echinodermata, Asteroidea, Valvatida, Asterinidae.
CGACGUUGGCCGGCCGGCUGUACGUGCUCGCUAGAUUGUCAGAUCAUAUGCACAAAUCUUCAUUUCGCACACUAGAACCCUAGUUAAACGGACCGUAAAUACUGGGCGAAAACACAACUUUUCUUUGAAAAUGACGCGGCAUCAAAGAAACUGUACUGCUGGGACGGUUUACACUUAUCAUGAGCGGCAGAAAGAUGCAGCUCAGUCCGGCUACGGCACCAACAAGACCCGACUAGGGAAGGACUCGGUGGGUGACUUUGAUUGCUGCUGCCUGACGUUACAGCCGUGCCCAAACCCAGUCAUAACGGAAGAAGGCUACCUUUACGAUAAGGAAGCGAUCAUAGAGUAUGUACUCAAACAGAAACAAGAUUAUGAGCGCAAGCUCAAGGAGUACCAUCGCCAGUGUCGCCUCCACCAGGAUGAAGAGAGCCAGGCUAAGAAGUCUGCAAAGGAAGAUCAAGUGAAGGCUUUCAUUGAAAAAGAGCGCAGCAUCACAAGCAAGCCCCUCAACCCCUUCACUGAGGCUCCCCCCGCCAAAAGAGCGAAAAUGGAAGAGUCCAAACAAGACACGCCCACAACUAGCAGCAGCAGCAGCAAUGGCAACAGCAAAGCUGGAGGCACGACAGAAAACGGCGAGAAAAAGUCAGAGCUUCCAAGUUUCUGGAUUCCGUCUCUGACGCCGCAGGCAAAGGCUACUGCCAUCCAGAAACCGGACAAAACCGUCUACUGUCCCAUGAGCAAGAAGCCGCUGAAAGUCAAGAAUCUAAUUCCGGUCAACUUCGUGCGGGCUGACGACGCCAACGACAAUCGGCCCAUGGUGGCAAAGCAGAUUCGGUACAAGUGCGCCGUCACCCACGACGUCCUGUCCAACAAGACACCGUGUGCCGUACUCAGACCCAGCGGGAAGGUGGUAACGCUGGACUGCGUGGAGAAAAUCAUCAAGAAAGACAUGAGAGAUCCGUUCACGGGAGACACGCUGAAAGACAACGACAUCAUCAAGAUCAGACGGGGAGGAACCGGAUUUGCCAGCGCAGCGGAGACGUCUUUAGAAGCCAAGAAGGCACGGCCUGUCAUGAUGGCAUCGUAAAUUUUCCCCGGAAUUCCUAGCAACGCAGUGUUUAAUCUAUGUCUCAAAGGAAGCCAUCUUGUGUCCAGAAUUGGAAUAGGAAACCAUUGAAAAUUCUACACUGGAGAGUUGCGUGUUGGACUUGAGACUUUGACAUAAACCUAGUGUGAUGUGGAGAGUCUGGUUGCGGAUGCUGUGCGGUAUGCACUGUUUUUUGUUUGUGACUUGUCAAAUGUUAUCAAGGAACUUCUCAUUACUGGCUCUCUGUGAUACAUUCCAAUACACCCAGCUGUGGACAACCAGUGUAAACAAUUACCUGAGUAAUAACUGGUCGACUAGACUAGUCCGACCAUCAUCAACUACGAAUGACUGAUUCUGCGAGCUGUACUUUGUCGGUUGAAAGUGAACAGUGUUCUUUUGUGGUUUUCCAGCAUCGAUGGACACAAAACACUAAACAGCUCAGUGGAACGAAGUCAACUUAAAAUUAAAAACCCUUAAAUCAGCACGGCCUGUCAUGAUGGCAUCAUUAAUUUUCCCUGGAAGUCCUAGCAACGCAGUGUUUAAUCUAUGUCUCAAAGGAAGCCAUCUUGUGUCCAGAAUUAGAGUAGGAAACCAUUUAAACUUCCACACUUCCAAGAGAGUCGUGUGUUGGACUUGAGACUUGGACAUGAUGUGGAGAGUCUGGUUGCGGAUGCUGUGCGAUAUGCACUGUUUUUUGUUCGUGACUUAUCAAA